Messenger RNA from Podospora anserina S mat+, 1374 nucleotides. RefSeq lists its product as uncharacterized. The transcript has 2 exons. Bases 1 to 1374 code for a protein of 457 amino acids. NCBI's taxonomy places the organism in Eukaryota, Fungi, Ascomycota, Sordariomycetes, Sordariales, Podosporaceae. Gene Ontology annotation, biological process: proteolysis. Gene Ontology annotation, molecular function: aspartic-type endopeptidase activity. The record is from RefSeq and is a predicted model, not a curated record.
AUGAAGUUCUGGGCUGCGGUCGCUGCGGUGUCCCUCUUGACUGCGUCUGAGGCUGCUGCUGCUCCUCAGGUCCUCCAGGCGAAUCCGUCUGAUGUCAAGUCUCGCAACAUCGAGGGCCGCUCAUUCAAGCUCGCCCAGAUCAAGAAUGUACAUUUCAACCAGCACGGCAAAGGCCCCAGAGCCCUCGCUGCCGUCUACGAAAAAUACGAUAUCGAACUUCCCGAGACCCUUCUUAUGGUGCUGCGCCAGAUUCUCUUGGACAUCGGCUUUGACCUGCGGGCUAGGUCGUUAAUGUCCGCCCGUGCUCCCGACAACGCCACAGCACCUUAUAACAACAACACGGGGCAGGGAGAGGUGACUGCUACUCCCAUCCCCUUCGACGUCGAGUACUUGACCCCGGUGGAUAUUGGGAACCCUCCUCAGACGCUCCCCCUUUGCUUCGACACGGGAUCCUCUGAUCUGUGGGUGUUCAGCAGCAACACGCCCGUGUCUCAGCAAGGUGGACAGAAGUUGUUCCACAUCGACAACAGCACGUCGGCACAAAAGCUCCAGAACCACACUUGGUCCAUCCGUUAUGGUGACGGCAGUGGUUCAUCCGGCGAGGUCUACCUUGACACGGUCGACGUGGGGGGUAUCAAGGUGGAGAAUCAGGCGGUAGAGACCGCUAACCAGGUUUCCUCGUCCUUCACCCGCGAUGAGCAUUCCUCGGGUAUCUUGGGACUUGGCUUCCAGUCCAUCAACAUGGUCCGCCCGAACAAGCAGAAGACGUUCAUUGACAACGCCUUGAAGUCGCUGGCCAUGCCCCUUUUCACCGCCAACAUCCGCAAGGCAGCGGAGGGCAACUACAACUUCGGCUUCAUUGACGAGACCGAGUACCUCGGCAACCUCACCAUGAUCCCCGUCGACGCCGCCAGCGGCUACUGGAAGUUCAAGGGCACGGCCUUUUCCACCGGGUUCAACGGCACAAACAGCGCCAUCUCGGACAUUGUCGUUCCUCUCGAGCACCCUGCCAUUGCUGACACGGGCACCACUCUCCUUAUGAUUCCCGAGGCCAUCGUCCAGGCUUAUUACCGCCAGGUUGCGAAUGCUUACGACUCCAAGAUCUACGGCGGCUGGGUCUUCCCUUGCAACUCCACCUUGCCAGAUCUUACUCUGUACAUUAGCAGCUACAAGGCUGUGAUUCCCGGUGAACUGAUCAACUUUGCCCCGGCUGAUUUGGAUGACCCUGCUACUGCAACCAUCUGCUAUGGUGGUGUUCAGAGCUCGAGGGGCUUCCCUUUUGCCAUUUAUGGAAAUGUUUUCUUCAAGGCUCACUGGACCAUGUUUCAUGUUGAGGAGAAGAAGCUGGGGUUUGCGCCCAGGAGCGGAGAGUAG